Molecule: messenger RNA, 741 nt
Organism: Xenopus tropicalis (tropical clawed frog)
Lineage: Eukaryota; Metazoa; Chordata; Amphibia; Anura; Pipidae
Gene: pomp
Product: proteasome maturation protein
Biological process (GO): proteasome assembly
Source: RefSeq, marked provisional
AGUGACGUAUCGACUCUCUCUCGUCCUGCCGUGUGUAGCUGUGCGGCUGCUGUGAGAAGAAAAGGUUCCGUUCGCUACGAGCAGGUGUAACAAUGAAUACCAAGGCCCUCGGAUCGCAGCUGAAGGACAGCAUUCCCAUUGGUGAACUUUCCACUCAGUAUGGAGGAUACGGGGUCCAUGAUAACCUUCGCACAGGGUUUACAAGCGUGCAGAGUGAACUCAUGCCCAGCCAUCCUUUGGAGCUCUCGGAGAAAAACUUCCAGAUAAACCAAGAGAAAGUGAAUCUCUCCACUGUCAGGAAUAUCCAAGGGCUGCACGCACCACUCAAACUGCAGAUGGAGUUUAAAGCAGUCAGGCAGGUCCAGCGUCUCCCAUUCCUUCCCAGUUCUAACAUUGCCUUGGAUACACUGAGGGGAACCGAUGAGAGCAUCGGCUUUGAGGAUAUACUCAACGAUCCCUCACAAAGCGAGGGGAUGGGAGAGCCGCACUUGAUGAUGGAAUAUAAACUGGGGUUAUUGUAACUGGUUUGUGGGGGGAGGGAAAUAACUUUUGUAAAUAAUUGCAAAUUCCCCACUUUGGUUUCCUGCAGUGGUCUCUGUCACACUGUGGGGCUGUAGGCCGCUCGGGGGGCAGCGUGGGAAGCAUCAUUAUUUCUGUUUCCAUGAACAAUAAACACUUGUUUACUAACAGAUGCCUUGUUUGGGGCUGAUGAAUACAUAAAUAAAGUUGGGGUUCUGCAAA